AUGAAUAAAACUACUAACAUAUAUAUGGAUUUUUAUCAAAAAUCCUUUCCAUACGUGAAAAGUGGUAAUUAUGCGAAUUUCGAACAGAAAGAUGACAUUAGUUCGUUAAACCUGAGUGGACCUGAGUUAAACAGUUUGGGUUACGCACUCUUUCGAAUUAUAUUUUCGGCGGGUAACUGGUGCAAACCACUUAUUCUUCAGAAAUAUAAGAUCAAGAGAUUAAAGAAAGCUCACUAA
Molecule: messenger RNA, 237 nt
Organism: Schistosoma rodhaini
Lineage: Eukaryota; Metazoa; Platyhelminthes; Trematoda; Strigeidida; Schistosomatidae
Source: the annotation of a GenBank genome assembly